AUGGGCGUGCGUGUGUGGAUAAUUCUGAUCAUCGCGCUGAGCGCGCGCGGUGGGGGCGUGGACGGCGCGCGGGUGCGAUUGGAUCGUGAUUUUAAUCAUCUUCGUUUGACGAAAACAACUCGCGACGCCGACGCCGUGCGCGAGCUCCCCGGUUACGGCGCGCCACCCACGGCGCAGUUCUCGGGGUUUUUGGAUGCGUCGAGUUCGACUCCGGGGACGAUGCUGCAUUACUGGUUCGCGGCGAAGGAGACGGCUGACUGGUUAACGGAGCCAACUGUGUUUUGGUUCAACGGCGGACCAGGAUCGAGUUCUUUGCUAGGAUUUUUACAGGAGCAGGGACCGCUGUUGAUCAACGCCACGGGUGGUUUAAUGCGUAAUCCGUUCUCUUGGACCAAACACGCGAAUUUCGUGGCAUUGGAGUCACCGGCGGGCGUGGGAUGGUCGUACUGCGAAGAGAUGACGCGAGGCGGCGAUUGCGCCAAUGAUGACAUCAGCACGGCCGCGGACGCUCGGGCGGCCGUAGUGAGCUUUUUCGAGAAGUUUCCCGAGCUCAGACGAAACAAGCUUUAUCUCACCGGUGAAUCGUACGCCGGCGUGUACGUCCCUACAUUGGCUCGUUCAAUUUUGGAUUACAACGACGCGCAGAGCGGCAAUGAGUCGAGGAUUCCCCUCGCAGGCGUCGCCGUGGGGGAUCCGUGCACCGACAACGAGUCACAGAAAGACUCAAUGGACAUGCUUUGGUACGGACACAAGUAUGGUUUCGUUCCAGAGACGGAAUUCAAACUUCUUUGGCACACAUGCAACCAUCGUUACACAAAACCACUGACACACGGGAAGUGGAAGAAGAAGACUCUGAAGAAAUCUUUGUUCGAGGUGUUUGAUCAUGUCGUGGAUAAGGGUACUUCUGAGGAGUGCAAAGUUGCACAUCGCAAGUUCCUGUGGCAAACGUCAAACGCGUUCAGCCAGGAUUGGCGAUUUGCAUGGAUCAACGAUUUAUCGUUGUUUGGUCCCGCCGCACUUGCUGAGGGCGGAGAAAACGUACCCGGCACUCUCGAUUACAUGACGACGCAGUGGAUGAUGCGUGGUGAUGUUCGCAAGGCGCUCCACGUGGACGAAUCCGCGGCGAAGCAAUGGCCCGGUCCGACCGACAACUGGUUGUACACAAAGUCUUGGGCCGCGUGCAACGACGACGCAGACACGUCGACGCAGAGCAUGAUCGAUUUCUAUCGAAGCAUCUCGCCAAGAUUGGAACGAACCAUCGUGUAUAAUGGUGACACAGAUCCUUGCGUAUCUUACGAAGGUACUCGCGAAGCAAUCAUCAAGGUUGGUUUCGCAGAGCUCAAGGGCGGCUCACAGCGACCGUACUUCUUCAAUGCCUCUGGAGUUCCGGCGUCGCUUCUUCAAGAGAAACCGCUGCUUUACGGGCCUGAUCUCGCGACAAUUGACGCCGGGGCGCAGUUUGCCGGCCACGUCGUCGAUUACGAGAACAAUCUCUCGUUCAUCACCAUACACGGCGCCGGGCACAUGUGCCCGCAGUUCCGUCCGCAAACAUCCCAGCUCUUGAUUCGAAAGCUUCUCACCGGCGAUGCGUUCGCGCCGCCGAUGCCAACGAACAACAGACUCGCAUCCACAAACGAGGAGGAGUUCCAGAGAGACAUGGACGCUUGGGUCGUCGAGGCACAGGGCUCAAAGUACAUUGAUUAA
Messenger RNA from Ostreococcus tauri, 1704 nucleotides. RefSeq names its product Peptidase S10, serine carboxypeptidase, active site. The record is from RefSeq and is a predicted model, not a curated record. The coding region runs from base 1 to 1704 and encodes 567 amino acids. Gene Ontology annotation, biological process: proteolysis. Lineage: Eukaryota; Viridiplantae; Chlorophyta; Mamiellophyceae; Mamiellales; Bathycoccaceae. Gene Ontology annotation, molecular function: serine-type carboxypeptidase activity. The transcript has a single exon.